Molecule: messenger RNA, 1104 nt
Organism: Penicillium antarcticum
Lineage: Eukaryota; Fungi; Ascomycota; Eurotiomycetes; Eurotiales; Aspergillaceae
Product: DSD1 family PLP-dependent enzyme
Exons: 1
Coding region: 1-1104 (367 amino acids)
Biological process (GO): D-serine catabolic process
Molecular function (GO): D-serine ammonia-lyase activity
Source: RefSeq, a predicted model, not a curated record
AUGUAUUCUCCCAAGGUCGGUGACAGCCUUGAUAGCCUUGAUACGCCAUCCAUGAUUGCAGACCUCGAUCUCAUGGAAGCAAACAUUAAGAAGCUCAUGGACAAGCUACUACCAACUGGACUCAACAUCCGUCCUCAUCUUAAAACAACGAAGAGCGCCAUUUUAGCUGGAAAGCUGGUGAAAGCCGGUGCUAAGGGAGGCUGCGUGGCCAAAGUCAGCGAAGCCGAAGUAAUUGCUGCAGCUGGCUUCGACGACUUGCUCAUUACAUGCGAAAUUGUCGGCCCUGCUAAAGUCAAGAGACUAGUGGAAUUGUUCCGCAAAUACCCUAAGAUAAGAAUUGUGGUUGACAGCGAAACCGGUGCAUCAGCCAUCAACGAUGCCUUGGCAAGCUCAGGUAUUGCAGACCCAAUCACGACGCUUAUUGAUCUCGACGUUGGGCUUCACCGCACUGGUGUUUCCCCAGGCGAACCUGCCCUUGCUCUGGCUCGACAUGUCGGUGGUUUGAAGCACCUGAAACUCAUUGGUGUUCAAGGCUAUGAAGGUCAUUUGCAGCAUUUGCAUGACAAAGAGGACCGCAAAAGUCAGUGCUUGGAGUCUAUGCAGAUCCUAACAAGUACUGCGGACUCCCUGCGGAAGGCAGGCUUCAGCAUUGAAGUAGUCACCACAGGAGGGACUGGGACGGCUGAGUUUUGUGCCACGGUUCCUGGCGUCACUGAGCUUCAGCCUGGUUCAUUCAUCUUCAUGGACACGGAUUACCGAAACGCCGUCGGCACCUUCUACUCAAACAGUCUCACAAUCCUGUCAACGGUUGUGAGCAAGCAAGGGCCCCGAGCGGUGACGAUCGAUAGUGGAUUGAAGUCUUUGACGACGGACAGUGGGCUGGCAGAGUGCAAGGAUCCGAGAUAUGUCUAUGGAGUUCUUGGUGAUGAGCAUGGUUCUCUUAUGUGGGAGGAGGGUACGCCAGACCUCUCGGUCGGUGAUCGUGUUGAAAUGAUUCCGAGCCAUAUCGACCCCACUGUCAACCUGCAUGACUUCUAUUAUGCUUACCGCCAGGGCGUCAUUGAAGAGAUUUGGCCAGUUGAUUCAAGGGGAAAGGUUCAAUAA